GUUGCCAUGUGGGACCUCGGCCACUGUAACCCGAAGGCAUGCUCGGGCCGUAGACUGGUGCGCCAUAGCCUGGUGCGCCUGCUCCGCGUGGGCCAGCGAUUCGGCGGUGUGGUGCUGACGCCCGUCGGCAAGAAGUGCGUUUCGCCGGCCACCCGCACCGCCGUCGCCGACUUCGGUGUGGCCGUGGUGGACUGCUCGUGGGCGCGCCUGGCGGAGGUGCCGUUUGGCCGCCUGCGCGCUGGGCACCCGCGAUUGCUGCCGUUCCUCGUGGCCGCAAACCCCGUUAAUUACGGCCGGCCGUGUAAGCUGUCCUGCGUCGAGGCGCUGGCCGCCACCAUGUUCAUCACUGGGUUCGAGCGCGAGGCGCGCCUCUAUCUCAGCAAGUUUAAGUGGGGCCGCCAGUUCGAGGCGCUUAACGAUGAACUGUUACGGGCGUACGCCGCAUGCGCAGAUGGCGCUGCCGUCGUGGCCGCGCAGCAGGCGUACCUGGCGAAGGCGCGGGAGGAGAAGGCGGCAGCGGUAGCGGAAGAUGAUCUACCGCGCUACACGUCCUCCGAGGGCGAGGACGAGGAGGAAGAAGAGGCUGCGGAAAGAGGGGAGGAAGAAGAGGCUGCGGAAAGAGUGGAGGAAGAAGCUGCGUGCGAGCGUCGUGUAGUCCGGAGUAACGGCAGAGGGUGCAAGUGGUUAACGGUGCUGAGGCUGAGGCUGGGGCUGGCGCCGGCGUCGGCCAGCGCAGCGACCAGCGCCAUGCUGCUGGGCCACGACCAGGCGUUCAGCAGGGUGGUGCUGACGCUGGCGGCCCUGCUGUCGGCCUACGUGCUGUUCUGGCUGCUGGGGCCUGCCGUUCCGCUGCUGGUGCUGGUGCUGAUGUGUGCCGUCGCCUUGACUGUAGUCACCACCGGCUGGGACUGA
Messenger RNA from Pollicipes pollicipes, 912 nucleotides. RefSeq names its product 18S rRNA aminocarboxypropyltransferase-like. Gene Ontology annotation, molecular function: rRNA small subunit aminocarboxypropyltransferase activity. The record is from RefSeq and is a predicted model, not a curated record. NCBI's taxonomy places the organism in Eukaryota, Metazoa, Arthropoda, Thecostraca, Pollicipedomorpha, Pollicipedidae. Gene Ontology annotation, biological process: maturation of SSU-rRNA.